GACACCCGCGUGACGAAGCUGGACGAUGUGGGCGGAAUGAUGCUGGUGGAAGCGUUCAGCGUUGUCCCCGCGGUCGUCGACGAUCCUUACGUAAUGGGCAAGAUCGCUUACGCCGUUGCUCUCGGCGGCGUUUACUCGCUGGGCCUCGCCAGAUGCUCCAGCACCAGGAUGAUCCUGGCCGUUUCCGACCAAAUGAAGGACGACGAGAGGAAGACGGUGCUGUCGAUGACGACACGCGGUUACGCGGACGCGGCGAGGGCGGCCGACAUGUCCGUCAAGGACUGCCAAGUCCUGCGAAACUCGUGGUGCCUGUUCGGCGGAACCGCCACGGCGGUGUGCCACCCCUACGAGAUAGUCCAGCCAGUGGACGCGACCGUCGGUGACGUCAUAGUGCUGACAAAGCCGCUCGGGACGAUGGUGGCCCUCACGAUAUCCGAUUGGAUGAGGCAGCCCGAGAAGAAGAGCAGACUUGUGCUAACCAUCACGGAGGAGAGCGUCGAGAAAGCUCGCUCGCGAGCUAUCGACUGCAUGAUCAGGAGCAAUCGCGUCGCCGCCAUGCUCAUGCGAAAGUAUAACGCUCACGCCGCGUGCGAGGUGGGGUCCUACGGUGUCCUGGGACACGCGGAGCUUCUGGCGCGACGGCAGACGAACAGCGUCGGCUUUAUCAUUCACAACAUGCCGGUGAUCGCGAGGAUGUCCGCGACCUCGAAAAUCACGGGGAACGCGUUGCCGUUGCUGCAAGGAGAGAUGGCCGAGGUGUCGGGAGGACUGUUGGUGGUCCUGCCGCGCGAGCAAGCGGCCGCGUAUUGCAAAGCCCUGGAAAAGAUCGAGCGCAGGCAAGCGUGGAUCGUCGGGAUUGUCGAGAGUGGCGAUCGCACGGCGCGGGUGAUCGAGAGACCGCGGGUGAUCGAGGUGCCUGCCAAGGAUAACGGUGUCUCUCUAUGCUCUUGGUCCCGGAACCGGUCUACGGACCUCGCGUAUACCCUGGAGGAGGACAACGCGGCCCGCGAGGAAAGGACGCCGACGCCGGGCGUCGUGGAGCCGGAGGAUUCCGGCCGCGAGCACGACGAUGAUCCUUACGAAUACGACGACGACAUCAGGCCGCCGACAACGUCCGGCGAGCACGUCCGCGACGUUGACUCCGACGAGGACGAGGAGUGCCUGUCUCUGUUCGAGGCGGCGAAUUAUCUUGUCUCGGGUUCCUCGGUGCCAACUACGAAAGUCAGCGCGCCCUGCUGGGGAUGCAAGGGCUGCGCCGUCGAGGGCUUGCCGUUGUUCCUCCUCGGCUCGCCAGCGGAGGCGUCCCGCACGUGCACCUCCUUCUUAUGUAGCAACCGGGUGAGCCAAAUGACCAAGACCUAUAAUGACAUAGAGGCAGUUACAAGGCUUCUAGAGGAGAAAGAGAAAGACUUGGAGCUGACAGCGCGCAUCGGCAAGGAACUGCUGGCACAUAAUCAGAAACUCGAGACAACGGUGAACGCGCUAGAAGCUGAGCUGAAGGAGGCGAACGAGAAGAUCACCCAGUUGAACCAUGAAGUGUUGAAGAAGACCGAGCUGAUACAGAUACUAACGAACGAUGUGGACGAGUCUAGCUCGGAGGCUGGAACUCCCACCGGCCUUUGCGGCAUCAAUUUGGACGUGCUGCAAAGGAAGGUCACCAGCCUCGAGGAGGAGAACAAGCAGCUGCGCAACGAGUUCGUCAAGCUGGUAUGCGAUACCGACGACACCGAAGAGCAGGAGGCACGCCUCGUGAAAGACAUUGCCGCGCAAUUAGCAAGUGCCAAUAUGGAAGUGGACGGCAUAGCGGAGGAGCUCGGUCGCCAGAAGGAGGAGAACCGACUGCAGCAUGAGCAAAUAAUUAGUCUCACUGCAAAACUAGCCGAGACGGAGCUCAGGCUCGCUCAGCUUUUGACGGAACACGACGAGGUGGGACAUACUCUAGUCAUCACUAGGGAGAAUCAAAAUACGCUCGCUAGUGAACUAGCCGAAUUCAAAGAGCGAUAUGCGGAGGUGAUGAACUUACUAGACGAAGCCCAGGAACAGUUGCGAAAGCAAAGAAGACGCGGGAUGCCGAUUGUGCGCGGCGGAUCGCUGUUUCCAUCCAUGGGCGCGGCGCCACAGCCGGAUUCUAUCGCAUCGGAAUUGGAGAUGUCCCUUUAUUCGGAGAAUUCCAUUGAUUCUGGGAUCAGCACAGGCGAGAGAUUGUUGCCAACCUACAAGAAGGUGUUUGAAACCGUUCGUAGCGCGUCGCGAGCGUCACACACGGGAAUGGACCCCAAUCAAUUCCCCAGGUUAGGUUCCAUGACAACGUCAACGUUGUCCAGCAGUUCUGCUGGCCCGCGCAUGAGUUGCGGACAAUUGCGACCUCAGACAUCCACGUUUCCCAGCUUGGAUUCCACCGGUCACAGUGAGAGCAGUGAGGGAUCUCUUCUCACCGAGUCGGAAGAUUAUCCGGGACCGCAACGAACGGGCGUGCCUGGCGCUCCCGGUGCGGCGGAUCUGGAAGCCGCUUUGCGCCGCUUAACGCCGGCUGAGGUGAUAGCGAGGCGCGCGUGUCUCCUCACAGGCGUCAAUUACAAAGACUAUUAUGACGACGGCACGAUACAUUCCCCGCCAACCUUUCUGCCUUUCGACUGUCGCACUCCGGACAGCAUCAUGUCGACCGGCAGCAGCGGAAAUCUGAGCGGCUUCAGCGGCAACGCCUGGCGCAUCCCAGGCGGCCGCGCCCUCGAGGACCUCGGCCUCAUAACGUUCGCGCUGAGCGAUCUCGAGGAGGACGAGGAGUACACGAAUCCCGGUAAGCCGUUCCAGGACACCGGCUCCGUUUACACGUUCACCAACAGCACGGUGAUGCAUCCGGACGAUCACACGAGCAGCAGCGUGACGGCGAGCAUCGUCGGCAGUCGCGUCGCCACGGCGCCUAACAGCGGCAUGAACUCCGGCAUGAACUCCGGCAUGAACUCCGGCAUGAGCACCCCGCGCACGCACAGCCGCCGCAACUCGACGUCCACGUUCUCCACCACGCUCGGGCUGGCCAAGAUGCUGAACGAAAGAGGGAUCAAAGCCGUGACGCCGUCGUGCGUCGGCACGCCGACCGACGAUCGCAAUUUCACGCCGACCGCCACGCCGUGCAACAGUCCGGACGCGAGCCUCUCGCCGAGGUCGUCGUCACCGCCGCCGGAGGGCGCCGCCUCUCUCACAUUCGGACUGCUCAGCAGCGGCGCGGAGCUGCUGAGGCGCACCUUCAGUUACGAAACACCGGCGCCGCCGCAGCCGAAGAAGAAGAGACCCAAGUCGACGAUCACGCGCUCGGACAAGAAGGCUCUCACGGGGAUACGUCUGGUGGAGAAGCUGGAGAGGAUCGGGAUCGACACGAUCAUGGCCACCACCGUCAGCUCGUCGAUCUCGCCGUUGGCACUGCAGGGCGCCCUGUACACGCGCCGCUCGACCGGGAGUCCAAUGGCGCAGCUGACUUUCCUCAAAACUACGAUGUCCUCCAGCACCAGCCAAGAGAAGUUGGUGUCGCCAUCGUCCUCGUCGUCCUCCGCCAGUGACGAGCUUCUGUCGAGCAAACCGCCAUUGCCGGGCGGCAAGCAGUCCGAAUCGAGCGCGUCCGGUUCUAAUGCAUUUAGCUCGAGAACAGCGGGUCAGUCGCCGGAUCGGCAACGACGAUCGGGCGCUAGAGCGACGAGGCCGGAUCUCGGACGGGUUAAGCCGCCAGCCUCGACGCCUGUCACUAAGGAAUCCGCCACGCAAUCGGCGCUGGGCGCGAUAAGCUCACUUUUGUUCGGUCGUAAGGGCGGUUUGUUGUGAAUACUUCGUAGAGUCUGUAAUGCGCAGGGAAACGGAUCGAUCAAUUCCAGUGGAUUUAUUUUCGAUGUAUUUGCGAAAGAGCAGCUCAUUUUUGUUGAUUACAUUUUUCGGAGGUUUCGGUUCUACACGUUAUUGCAUGAUACGCGCCUGUCGGCGGCAUUGUUGAUUGUCAGCAUUUAGAUUUAUCCGUUGAUUCGUACGCUGCGGUUUUCAAUCCAACAUGAUGCAAAAGUUUCAAAUCAUUUUUGUUUAUUUAAUAAUUUAUACAAAGUCAGAUUGUCUUAUAUUCUGUACAAUGAAAUUGUCGUGUUAUAAGUUUUAUCCGUAACAUUGCAAUAGAUUAGAAGCGAGACACAUACAGAAGGGCCAGUUUCUUAAACGUACUUUGUACAGUGAGCAAGAAAUCAUUGUAUAGCUUCAAUUUUAUCAUUAAAGAUUAUAAUGAAUUUAAAAGCGGGGCAUGCAGAAGGCUAGAUCUUUUGAUAGCUUGUAAAUGAGGGAAAAUAUUAUAAAUGAAGAUAUUUUAAAGAU
Linepithema humile (Argentine ant) is the source of this 4344-nucleotide messenger RNA. The record is from RefSeq and is a predicted model, not a curated record. Lineage: Eukaryota; Metazoa; Arthropoda; Insecta; Hymenoptera; Formicidae.